AUGAAAAAGAGAAUAUUGAAGAUACUGUACACCGGUGUGAAUGACAAAGUCGAGACACCACCACCAGUUCCAGUGUCAGCUGAGGUGAAAGUGCCAACUGAGGUGAAAAUAAGUGUCGGAUCAAAAGAAGAGCAAAAGGUUGAACCAAAGAUAGCGCUGAAGCCUCCAAAGAAGGUUACUCCAAAGCCUGAGCCAAAAGUUCCCACGAAAGUGGAGAAGAAGGUUACUCCAAAAGCCGAACCAAAAAUCACUCCAAAAGUUGUGCCAGAGAAAGUAUCGACAGAAGAAGUUAAAGCAUCGCAAAAAGCGCAGUGGCUGGAAGUGCAAGAGCAGGACCGGCUGUGGAUGAAAAAGCUUUUGCAGAGAGAAGAUCGUUUUAUGGAUACGGCCGAGUCAGAGCCAAGAGCCAAAGCGCUCAAAAAAGCAAUGAUACCCCCAAUGGAAGAUGCCGAACUGAAGAGUUUGAUCCAACAGGAGCGCAGAUCGUACCUUGACGGUUACUACGAUGGCUACAAAGCUGGUUUGACGGAGGAUAAAUCAGCAAAGGAAGGCGAAACAAUCAAGUCGGCAAUGGACAGACUAUCUGUUAAAGAAGACAAUUCUAAAAAUCGCGCUUAUAAGAUCGGAUUCAUCGAGGGCUAUCAUCGCGCCCGUCUUCUGAAAGCGAGCUACAAAGAUAGAUCCGUAAUGAAAGCCUUAGAACAGAUGGCAGCAAAGGAAGUUGAAGGUCACGAGAAAAAGAAAGAUGGCACUCUAGUCUCAGAUGGAACGAAUGUGAGAGCGAAAACACCUGGUGGAGGUGAACCAAGUGAACCACCAUUUCUUAUCGAUCCCCUACAGAAACGAGACAUA
Molecule: messenger RNA, 852 nt
Organism: Cooperia oncophora
Lineage: Eukaryota; Metazoa; Nematoda; Chromadorea; Rhabditida; Trichostrongylidae
Source: the annotation of a GenBank genome assembly